Symphalangus syndactylus (siamang) is the source of this 17334-nucleotide messenger RNA. RefSeq names its product mucin-3B-like. NCBI's taxonomy places the organism in Eukaryota, Metazoa, Chordata, Mammalia, Primates, Hylobatidae. The record is from RefSeq and is a predicted model, not a curated record.
AUGCAGCUGUUGGGGCUCCUCAGCAUCCUCUGGAUGCUCAAGGCCUCCCCAGGGGCCACAGGAACUUUAUCCACGGCCACAUCCACCUCUCAUGUGACUUUCCCCAGGGCAGAAGCAACCCGCGAUGCCCUCAGCAAUUCUCCACACUCCAGAGACCUGGCUGAGUGGCCACAAGGUGUCCUCCAUCUCACCUCUCCUGCUCCUGGCCACAGGGAAAAUGCACCUGUGACGCUCACUACCUCCCCCCAUGACACACUCAUCUCUGAAACAUUGCUCACCUCUCCAGUCAGUUCCAACACCUCAACCACCCCAACGUCCAAGUUUGCCUUCAAGGUUGAAACCACUCCACCCACUGUGUUGGUCUAUUCGGCCACCACUGAGUGCGUGUAUCCAACGAGCUUUAUAAUCACCAUCUCCCACCCCACCUCCAUCUGUGUGACCACAACGCAGGUGGCCUUCACCAGCUCUUACACCCCCACUCCUGUGACACAGAAACCAGUGACCACCGUCACCAGGACUUACCCUAUGACCUCUACUGAGAAAGGAACAUCAGCCAUGACAUCUUCUCCCUCUACCACCACUGCAAGGGAAACUCCCAUAGUGACAGUGACACCCUCCUCCUCUGUGUCAGCCACAGACACAACCUUCCACACUACAAUCUCCUCUACAACUAGAACCACAGAAAGGACUCCCCUGCCCACUGGAAGCAUCCAUACGACCAUGUCCCCAACCCCAGUAUUUACUAGUCUCAAAACAGCAGUGACUUCAACUUUCCCCAUCACUUCCACCAUCACUUCCACAAAUACAGUGACUUCUAUGACAAUGACAACCUCCCGGCCCACAGCCUCUAAUACGUUGUCAUCACUCAUGAGUAACAUUUUAUCUUCUAUCCCUGUCUCAAGCACAGAAAUGAUCACCAGUCAUACCACAGACACCAACCCUCUAUCUACCUUGGUGACCACACUCCCCACUACCAUCACCAGGUCUACACCUACAUCUGAGACCACCUACCCUACUUCUCCCACCAGCACAGUCACAGACUCCACUACCAAAAUCACCUACCCCACAGUUUUGACAGGUACAUGGUCCACCGCCACUACUCUCCCACUCACCUCUUCCUCUCUCCCAACCACAGAAACAGCCACGACUCCUACCACAAACUUGGGAAACAUCACCACUGAGACCACCUCCCACAGUACUCCCAGCUUCACUUCUUCAACCAUCUAUUCCACCGUCAACAUAUCCACAACUACCAUCUCCUCACUUCCCCCUUCCUCAGGUACCAUGGUGACAUCCACAACCAGGACCCCAUCUUCUCUGAGUACAGACAUGUCUACCACCACACUGAAAAAUAUCACCCAGCCUUCUGUGGGCUGUACUGGUUUCCUGACUACAGCUACAGACCUCACCUCAACAUUCACUGUUUCCAGUUCCUCAGCAAUGUCCACAAGUGUCACUCUAUCUGCCCCCAGCAUCCAGAAUAAAGAAAUCUCAACACUUGUGAGUACAACCACUACCACCAGUCCCACUGAGAGAAUGACUGGCAGAAGUAUAGAGAAUACCCCGACAAGUUAUGUCCUGACCACCUGUCCAGUGACAUACUCAUUUUCCCCUUCCACAUCUGCCAGCAGUGACUGGACCACUGACACAGAGAGCAUAUCCUCAGCUCCAGCCAUCACCAGUACACUCCACACAACAGCUGAAUCCACCCUGGCACCCACUACUACCAACUCAUUCACAACAUCUGCAAACAUGGAACCACCUUCUACCACUGUAGCAACUACAGGCACAGGUCAGACCACCUUCACCAGCUCUACAGCCACAUUCCUUGAGACCACCACACUGACUCCUACAAUUGACAUGUCCACAGAAUCUUUUAUGACACCAAUGACUACUACCCCCAUCACUUCCGCAAUCACUCCCACAAAUACAGUGACUUCUAUGACAACUAUGACCUCUCCUCCCACAAAAACCAAUUCUUUUACAUCCCUGACCAGUAAGAUUCUGUCUUCCACACCUGUCCCAAACACAGAAGCAAUCACCAGUGGCACCACAAACACAAUCCCUCCAUCUAGCUUGAUAACUACACUCCCCAGACCAAAUGCCUCAUCUAAGCCUACAUCUGAGACCACCUACCCUAAUUCUCCGAUUGGUCCUGUUACAAACUCCACGACCAAGAUCACUUAUCCCACCACUAUGACAGAGACAUCAUCUAAUGCCAUCUCUCUUCCCCCCAACUCUCCUUCAAUUUCACCUACAGAAACAACCAAAAGACCUACCACAAACUUGGUAACAAGUGCCACCGAGACCACCUCACAUACCACCAGCUCCAUUUCUACAACCAUCUACUCCACAGCCAACACAUACACAACUGCCAUCACCUCAUUUCCCACUACCUUGGGUACCACGGUGAUGUCUAUAUCCAUGACCCCACCUACACUGAAUACAAGUAUCCCUGCCUCACAACCAAAGACCACCACUUCCUUAUCUGGGGGCAUCACUGGUUCAUUACCUAUGAUGACAGACCUUACCUCAGGGUACACCUUCUCCAGUAUGUCUGCAAUUCCCUCAACCGUCAUUCCCACAUCUCCCACUGUCCAGAAUACAGAAACCUCAAUCUUUGUCAGCAUGACCUCUGCCACCACUCCCAGUGGGAGACCAACUUUCACAAGUAAGGAGAACACUCCAUCAAGGUCUCUCCUGACAAGCUUUCCAACGACACAUUCAUUCUCUUCUUCCAUGUCUGAAAGCAGUGCUGGGACCACUCACACAGAGAGUAUCUCCUCACCUCCAGCCACCACCAGUACACUCCACACAACAGCUGAAUCCACCCCGUCGCCCACUACCACCACCUCAUUCACAACUUCCACAACUACGGAACCACUUUCAACCACUGUAGCAAUGACAGGCACAGUGAAGACCACCAUCACUAGCUCCACAGCCACAUUCCGGGAGAACACCACACUGACUUCUACAACUGACAUGUCCACAGAAUCUCUCAUGACUGCAAUAACUUCUACUACCCGACUCACUUCUGCAAUCACUUCCAAGACUACAUUGACUUCUUUGAAAACUACUGCCUCCCAGCCCACAGCCAAUAGUACGUUAUCAUCACUCACCAGUAGCAUUUUGUCUUCCACACCUGUCCCCAGCACAGACAUGAUCACUAGUCACACCACAAACCUUACCCGUUCAUCUCCCUUGGUUGCCACACUCCCUACUACCAUCACCAGGUCUACACCUACAUCAGAGACCACCUACCCUACUUCUUCUACCAGCACAGUGACAGGCUCCACAACCGACAUCAAGUAUUCCACAAGUAUGACAGGUACAUUGUCCACGGAGACCUCUCUCCCACCCACCUUUUCCUCUCUCCCAACCACAGAAACAGCCACGACUCCUACCACAAAUUUGGUAACCACUGAGAUAACAUCCCAGAGUACUCCCAGCUUCUCUACUUCAACCAUCCACUCCACAGUCAGCACAUCCACAACUGUCAUCUCCUCAGGUUCCCCUACCUCAGGUACCAUAGUGACUUCCAUAACCAUGACCCCAUCUUCUCUGAGUACAGACAUCCCUUUGACAACACUAAAAACUAUCACUCACCAUUCUGUGGGCUCUACUGAAUCCUUGCUUACAGCAACAGACCGCCCAUCAACAUUCACUGUUUCCAGUUCCUCAGCAAUGUCUACAAGUGACAUCCCAUCUUCCCCCAGCAUCCAGAAUAUAGAAACCUCAUCCCUUGUCAGCAUGACCUCUGCCACCACUCCUAGUAUGAGACCAACUUUUGCAAGUACACACAGCAGUCCUACAAGUUCCCUCCUGAUGAUCUUCCCAGAAACAUAUUCAUUUUCCCCUUCCAUGUCUGCCAGCAGUGACAGGACCACUCACACAGAGAGUAUCUCCUCACCUCCAGCCAGCACCAGUACACUCCACACAACAGCUGAAUACACCCCAGCACCCACUAUCACCACCUCAUUCACAGCUUCCACAACUAUGGAACCACCUUUAUCCACUGUAGCAACUAGAAGCACAGGUCAGACCACCUUCACCAGCCCUAUAGCCACAUUCUCUGGGACCACCACACUGACUCCUACCACUGACAUUUCUACAGAAUCUCUGACAACAGCCAUGACUUCUCCUCCCAACACUUUAUCAGUCACUUCCACAAAUACAGUGACUUCUAUGACAACUACGACCUCUCCUCACACAACCACCCAUUCUUUUACCUCACUGACCAGUAUGACUCUGUCUUCUACACCUGUCCCAAGCACAGAAGCAAUCACCAGUGGCAUCACAAACACAAUCCCUGCAUCUACCUUGAUGACCACACUCCCCACUCCAAAUGCCUCGUCUACAACUACAUUUGUGACCAGUUAUCCUAAUUCUCCGACUGGUCCUGGUACAAACUCCACGGCUGAAAUCACCUAUCCCAUCACUAUGACAGAGACAUCACCCACUGCCACCUCUCUUCCACUCAUCUCUCCUUCGGUCUUGACUGCAGAAACAGCCAAAACUCCUACCACAAUCUUGGUAACGACCACCACCAAGACCACCUCACAUAGUACCACCAGCUUCACUUCUUCAACCAUUUACUCCACAGCCAGCACAUACACAACUGCCAUCACCUCAGUUCCCACAACCUUGGAUACCAUGGUGACUUCUACAUCCAUGAUCCCAUCUACUCUGAGUACGGGUAUCCCUACCUCACAACCAACAACCAUCACUCCCUCAUCUUUGGGCAUCACUGGUUCAUUACCUAUGAUGACGGACCUCACCUCAGUGUACACAGUCUCCAGUAUGUCUGCAAGACUAACAACUGUCAUUCCCUCAUCUCCCACUGUCCAGAAUACAGAAACCUUAUCCUUUGUCAGCAUGACCUCUGCCACCACUCCCAGUGAGAGACCAACUUUCACAAGUACUGAGAACACUCCAACAAUGUCCCUCCUGACAAGCUUUCCAAUGACACAUUCAUUCUCUUCUAUUUCUGCCAGCAGUGCUGGGACCACUCACACAGAGAGUAUCUCCUCACCUCCAGCCACCACCAGUACACUCCACACAACAGCUGAAUCGACACUGUCACCCACUAUCACCACCUCACUGACCACAUCCACAACUAUGGAACCACCUUCAACAUCUAUAGCAACUACAGGCACAGGGCAGACCACCUUCCCCAGCUUUACAGCCACAUUCCCUGAGACCACCACAGUGACUCCUACAAUUGACAUUUCCACAGAAUCUCUCACAACAGCUAUGACUCCUACUCCCCCCAUCACUUCUUCAGUCACUCCCGCCAAUACAGUGAAUUCUAUGACAACUACGAAUUCCUGGCCCACAGUCGUUAAUACGUUAUCAUCACUCACCAGUAGCAUUUUAUCUUCCACACCUGUCCCGAGCAUAGAAGUGAUCACCAGUCAAACCGCAAACACCACACCUCCAUCUACCUUGGUGACGACACUCCCAACUACCAUUACCACGUCUACACCUACAUCUGAAACAACCUAUUCUACUACUCCCACUAGCACUGUCACAGACUCCACCACCAAAACCACCUACUCCACAAGUAUAGCUGGUACAUUGCCCACUGAGAUUUCUCUCCCAGCCACUACUUCCUCUCUCACAACCAAAGGAACAUCCACGACUUCUACCAGAAACUUGGUAACAACCACCAAUGAGACCACCUCUCACAGUACUCCCAGCUUCACUUCAAACAUCCACUCCACCGUCAGCACAUCCACAACUGCCAUCUCCUCAGUUCCCACUACCUCAGGUCCCAUGGUGACUUCCACAACCAUGACCCUAUCUUCCCUGACUACAGACAUUCCUACCACCACACUGACAACUAUCACCCAGCCUUCAGUGGGCUCUACUGUUUUCCUGACUACAGCAUCCAGCCUUACCUCAACAUUCACUGUUUCCAGUUCCUCAGCAGUGUCCGCAAGUGUCAUUCCAUCUUCCCCCAACAUCCAGAAUACAGAAACCUCAACCCUUGUGAGUACAACCAUUGCCAUCAGUCCCACUGAGAGAACGACUCUCACAAGUACAAAGAAGACCUUGAGAAGUUCAGCCCUGACAAGCUUUCCGGUGACAUACUCAUUUUCCUCUUCCACGUCUGCCAGCAGUGACUUGACCACUGACAUGGACAGCAUCUCCUCACUUCCAGCCAUCACUAGUACACUCCACACAACAGCUGAAUCCACCCCGGCACCCACUUCCACCACAUCAUUGACGACAUCUGAAACUAUGGAACCACCUUUAUCCAGUGUAGCAACUACAGGCACAGGUCAGACCACCUUCACCAGCUCUACAGCCACAUUCCCUGAGACCAUCACACUGACUCCUACCACGAAUAUGUCCAGAGAAUCUCUCAUGACACCAAUGACUUCUACUACCCCCGUCACUUCUGCAAUCACUCCCACAAAUACAGUGACUUCCCUGACAACUAUGACUUCUCCUCCUACAACCACCAAUUCUUUUACAUCACUGACCAGUAAGAUUCUGUCUUCCACACCUGUCCCAAGCACAGAAGCAAUCACCAGUGGCACCACAAACACAAUCCCUCGGUCUACCUUGGUGACCACACUCCCUACUCCAAAUGCCUCGUCUAUGACUACAUCUGAGACUACUUAUGCUAAUUCUCUGACUGGUCCUGUUACAAACUCCAUGAGCAAGAUCUCCUAUCCAACCAAUAUGACAGAGACAUCAUCCACUGCAACCUCUCUUCCCCCCAACUCUCCCUCGGGCUCAACCAAAGAAAUAGCCAAAAGUCCUACCACAAACUUGGUAACAACUGCCACCAAGGCCAUCUCACAUACUACCACCAGCUACACUUCUUCAACCAUCUACUUCACAGCCAGCACAUACACAAGUGCUAUGACCUCAGUUCCCUUGGGUAGUAUGGUGACUCCUACAUCCAUGACCCCAUCUAUUCUGAGUACGAGUAUCCCUACCUCACAACCAAAAACCAUCAAUUCCUCAUCUGGGAGCAUCACUGAUUCAUUACCUAUGAUGACAGACCUUACCUCAGGAUAUACCGUCUCCAGUAUGUCUGCAAUUCCCACAACAGUCAUUUCUACAUCUCCCACUGUCCAGAAUAUAGAAACCUCAAACUUUGUCAGCAUGAUCUCUGCCACCACUCCCAGUGGGAGACCAACUUUCACAAGUACUAUGAACACUCCCACAAGGUCGCUCCUGACAAGCUUUCCAACGACACAUUUAUUCUCUUCUUCCAUGUCUGAAAGCAGUGCUGGGACCACUCACACAGAGAGUAUCUCCUCACCUCCAGCCACCACCAGUACACUCCACACAACAGCUGAAUCCACCCCGUCGCCCACUACCACCACCUCAUUCAUCACAUCCACAACUAUGGAACCACUUUCAACCACUGUAGCAAUGACAGGCACAGUGAAGACCACCAUCACUAGCUCCACAGCCACAUUCCGGGAGAACACCACACUGACUUCUACAACUGACAUGUCCACAGAAUCUCUCAUGACUGCAAUGACUUCUACUACCCGACUCACUUCUGCAAUCACUUCCAAGACUACAUUGACUUCUUUGAAGACCACUGCCUCCCAGCCUACAUCCAAUAGUACGUUAUCAUCACUCACCAGUAGCAUUUUGUCUUCCACACUUGUCCCCAGCACAGACAUGAUCACUAGUCACACCACAAACCUUACCCGUUCAUCUCCCUUGGUUGCCACACUCCCUACUACCAUCACCAGGUCUACACCUACACCUGAGACCACCUACUCUACUUCUUCUACCAGCACAGUGAAAGGCUCCACGACCGACAUCAAGUAUUCCACAAGUAUGACAGGUACAUUGUCCACGGAGACUUCUCUCCCACCCAUCUCUUCCUCUCUCCCAACCACAGAAACAGCCACGACUCCUACCACAAAUUUGGUAACCACUGAGAUAACAUCCCAGAGUACUCCCAGCUUCUCUUCUUCAACCAUCCACUCCACAGUCAGCACAUCCACAACUGUCAUCUCCUCAGGUCCCCCUACCUCAGGUACCAUAGUGACUUCCAUAACCAUGACCCCAUCUUCUCCGAGUACAGACGUCCCUUUGACAACACCAACAACGAUCACUCACCAUUCUGUGGGCUCUACUGAAUCCUUGCUUACAGCAACAGACCUCACAUCAACAUUCACUCUUUCCAGUUCCUCAGCAAUGUCUACAAGUGACAUCCUAUCUUCCCCCAGCAUCCAGAAUAUAGAAACCUCAUCCCUUGUCAGCAUGACCUCUGCCACCACUCCCAGUGUGAGACCAAAUUUUGCAAGUACACACAGCAGUCCGACAAGUUCCCUCCUAACGACGUUUCCAGGGAUGUAUUCAUUUUCCUCUUUCAUGUCUGCCAGCAGUGACGGGACCACUCACACAGAAACUAUCACCUCACUUCCAGCCAGCACCAGUACACUCCACACAACAGCUGAAUCCACCACGGCACCCACUACCACCACCUCAUUCACAACUUCCACAACUAUGGAACCACCUUCAUCCACUGUAGCAACUAGAAGCACAGGUCAGACCACCUUCUCCAGCACUACAGCCACAUUCACUGAGACCACCACACUGACUCCUACAACUGACUUUUCUAAAGAAACUCUCACAACAGCCAUGACUUCUACUCUCCCCAUCACUUCUUCAAUCACUCCCACCAAUACAGUGACUUCUAUGACACCUAUGACCUCCUGGCCUAUAGCCACUAAUACGUUGUCAUCACUUACCACUAACAUUUUAUCUUCUAUACCUGUCCUGAGCACAGAGAUGACCAGUAGUCAUAUUACAAACAUCAAUCCUGUAUCCACCUUGGUGACCACAUUCCUCACUACCAUCACCACGUCUACACCUACAUUUGAGACAACCUAUCCUAUUUCUUCCACCAGCACUGUCACAGAGUCCACGACCGAAAUCACCUAUUCCACCACUAUGACAGAGACAUCAUCUGCUGCCAACUCUCUUCCAUUCACCUCUCCCUUGGUCUCAACCACAGAAACAGUCAAAACUCCUACCACAAUCUUGGUAACCACCACCACCAAGACCACCUCACAUAGUACCACCAGCUUCACUUCUUCAACCAUCUACUCCACAGCCAGCACACACACCACUGCCAUCCCCUCAGUUCCCACUACCUUGGGUACCAUGGUGACUUCUACAUUCAGGAUCCCAUCUAGUCUGAGUACAGAUAUCCCUACCUCACAACCAACAACCAUCACUCCCUCAUCCGUGGGCACCACUGGUUCAUUACCUAUGAUGACGGACCUUACCUCAGUGUACACAGUCUCCAGGAUGUCUGCAAGGCCAACAACUGUCAUUCCCUCAUCUCCCACUGUCCAGAAUACAGAAACCACAUCCUCUGUCAGCAUGACCUCUGCCACUACUCCCAGUGGGAGACCAAAUUUCACACACACUGGGAACAUUCCAACAUGGUCUCUCCUGACAAGCUUUCCAAUGACACAUUCAUUCUCUUCUAUUUCUACCAGCAGCACCGGCACCACUCACACAGAGAGUAUCUCCUCACCUGCAGCCACCACCAGUACACUGCACACAACAGCUGAAUCCAACCUGUCACCCACUAUCACCACCUCAUUCACCACAUCUGCAACUAUGGAACCACCCUCAACAUCUGUAGCAACUACAGGCACAGGACAGAUCACCUUCCCCAGCUCUACAGCCACAUUCCUUGAGACCACCACACUGACUCCUACAACUGACAUUUCUACAGAAUCUCUGACAACAACCAUGACUUCUACUCCCUCUAUCACUUCUUCAGUCACUCCCGCCAAUACAGUGACUUCUAUGACAACUACGACUUCCUGGCCCACAGUUGGUAAUACGUUAUCAUUACUCACCAGUAGCAUUUUAUCUUCCACAUCUGUCCUUAGCGCAGAAGUGAUCACCAGUCAAACCGCAAACACCACACCUCCAUCUAUCUUGGUGACGACACUCCCAACUACCAUCACCUCGUCCACACCUACAUCUGAGACAACCUAUUCUCCUUCUCCCACUAGCACUGUCACAGACUCCACCACCAAAACCACCUACUCCACAAGUAUAUCUGGUACAUUGUCCACUGAGAUUUCUCUCCCAGCCACUACUUCCUCUCUCACAACCAAAGGAACAUCCACGACUUCUACCAGAAACUUGGUAACAACCACCAAUGAGACCACCUCUCACAGUACUCCCAGCUUCACUUCAAACAUCCACUCCACCAUCAGCACAUCCACAACUGCUAUCUCCUCAGUUCCCACUACCUCAGGUCCCAUGGUGACUUCCACAACCAUGACCCCAUCUUCUCUGACUACAGACAUUCCUACCACCACACUGACAACUAUCACCCAGCCUUCAGUGGGCUCUACUGUUUUCCUGACUACAGCAUCCAGCCUUACCUCAACAUUCACUGUUUCCAGUUCCUCAGCAGUGUCCGCAAGUGACAUUCCAUCUUCCCCUAGCAUCCAGAAUACAGACACCUCAACCCUUGUGAGUACAACCGUUGCCAUCAGUCCCACUGAGAGAACGACUCUCACAAGUACAACGAAGACCUUGAGAAGUUCAGCCCUGACAAGCUUUCCAGUGACAUACUCAUUUUCCUCUUCCACAUCUGCUAGCAGUGACUUGACCACUGACAUGGAGAGCAUCUCCUCACUUCCAGCCAUCACUAGUACACUCCACACAACAGCUGAAUCCACCCCGGGACCCACUUCAACCACAACAUUAACAUCUGCAACCAUGGAACCACCUUUAUCCAGUGUAGCAAUUACAGGCACAGGUCAGACCACCUUCACCAGUUCUACAGCCACAUUCCCUGAGACCAUCACACUGACUCCUACCACGAACAUGUCCAGAGAAUCCCUCAUGACAGCAAUGACUUCUACUACCCCCAUCACUUCUGCAAUCACUCCCGCAAAUGCAGCGACUUCUAUGACAACUAUGACCUCUCCUCCUACAACCACCAAUUAUUUUAUAUCAAUGACCAGUAUGACUCUGUCUUCUACACCUGUCUCAAGCACAGAAGCAAUCACCAGUGGCACCACAGACACAAUGCCUCCAUCUGCCUUGGUGACCCCACUCCCCACUCCAAAUGCUUCAUCCAUGACUACAUUUGGGACCACCUAUCCUAAUUCUCCGACUGGUCCUGGUACAAACUCCACGACCAAAAUCACCUAUCCCACCACUAUGACAGAGACAUCAUCCACUGCCACCUCUCUUCCGCCCACCUCUCCCUUGGUCUCAACCAUAGAAACAGCCAAAACUCCUACCACAAUCUUGAUAACCACCACCACCAAGACCACCUCACAUAGUAUCACCAGCUUCACUUCUUCGACCAUCUACUCCACAGCCAGCACAUACACAACUGCCAUCACCUCAGUUUCCACCACCUUGGGUACCAUGGUGACUUCUACAUCUAUGAUCCCAUCUAGUCUGAGUACAGAUAUCCCUACCUCACAACCAACAACCAUCACUCCCUCAUCCGUGGGCAUCACUGGUUCAUUAUCUAUGAUGACAGACCUCACCUCAGUGUACACAGUCUCCAGCAUGUCUGCAAGGCCAACAACUGUCAUUCCCUCAUCUCCCACUGUCCAGGAUACAGAAACCUCAUCCUUUGUCAGCAUGACCUCUGCCACCCCUCCCAGUGGGAGACCAACUUUCACAAGUACUGAGAACACUCCAACAAGGUCCCUCCUGACAAGCUUUCCAAUGACACAUUCGUUCUCGUCUAUUUCUGCCAGCAGUGCUGGGACCACUCACACAGAGAGCAUCUCCUCACCUGCAGCCACCACCAGUACACUCCACACAACAGCUGAAUCCAACCUGUCACCCACUAUCACCACCUCAUUCACCACAUCCACAACUAUGGAACCACCUUCAACAUCUGUAGCAACUAUAGGCACAGGGCAGACCACCUUCCCCAGCUCUACAGCCACAUUCCCUGAGACCACCACCCUGAUUCCUACAACUGACAUUUCUACAGAAUCUCUCACAACAGCCAUAACUUCUACUUCUGCCAUCACUUCUUCAGUCACUCCCGCCAAUACAGUGGCUUCUAUGACAACUACGACUUCCUGGCCCACAGUCGGUAAUACGUUAUCAUCCCUCACCAGUAGCAUUUUAUAUUCUACACCUGUCCAGAGCACAGAAAUAAUCACCAGUCAUACCACCAACACCACCCCUUUAUCUACCUUGGUGACCACACUCCCCACUACCAUCACCAGGUCUACACCUACAUCUGAGACCACCUACCUUACUUCUCCCACUAGCACAGUCACAGACUCCACGACCGACAUCACCUACUCCACAAGUAUGACAGGUACUUUGUUCACUGAGACGGCUCUCCCAACCACCUCUUCCUCUCUCCUAACCAUAGAAACAGCCACAACUCCUACCACAACCUUGGUAACCACCACCCCUGAGACCACCUCCCACAGUAUUCCCAGUUUCAUGUCUUCAACCAUCUACUCCACAAUCAGUACAACCACAACUACUAUCUCCUCAGCUUCGUGUACUUCAGAUAUCAUAGUGACUUCCACAACCAUGACCCCAUCUUCUCUGAGUACCGACAUCCCUUUGACAACACCAACAACUAUCUCCCACUCUUCUGUGGGCUCUACUGAAUCCUUGACUACAACAGACCUCUCCUCAAUAUUUGCUGUUUCUAGUACAUCAGCAAUGUCCACAAGUGACAUCCCAUCUUCCUCCAGCAUGCAGAAUACAGAAACCUCAUCACUUGUCAGCAUGACCUCUGCCACCACUCCAAGUGAGAGACCAACUGUCACAAGUACUGAGGGCACUCAGACAACUUCCCUCCUGACGAGCUUUCCAGUGACGUAUUCAUUUUCCUCUUCCAUGUCUGCCAGCAGUGUAGGGACCACUCACAUCGAGAGUAUCUCCUCACCUCCAGCCAUCACCAGAACACUCCACACGACAGCUGAAUCCACCCCAUCACCCACAACCAUCACCUCAUUCACAACAUUUACAACGAUGGAAACAUCUUCAUCCACUGUAGCAACUACCGGCACAGAUCAGACUACAUUCACCAGUUCAACAGCCACAUCCCCUGAGACCACCACAUUGACUCCUACCCCUGACAUUUCCACAGGAUCUUUCAAAACAGCAGUGAGUUCUACUCCCCCCAUCACUUCUUCAGUCACUUCCACAUAUACAGUGACUUUUAUGACAAAUACCGCCCCUCUGCCCACAGCCACUAAUACAUUACUAUCAUUCACCAGUAGCGUUUCAUCUUCUACGACUGUCCCAAGUACAGAAGUGAUUGCCAGUGGUACCACAAACACCACCCCUCUAUCUACCUUGGUGAUCACAUUCUCCAGUUCCGACACCAGUUCUACACCUACAUCUGAGACCUCCUACCCUACUUCUCUUACUAGUGCUCUCACAGAUUCCACGAACAGAAUCACCUAUUCCACCAGUGUGACAGGUAAACUGUCUACUGUGACUUUUCUCCGACCCACCUCUUCCUCUCUCCCAACCACAAUAACAGCCACAGUUCCUACCACAAACUUGGUAACCAAGACCACCAAGACCACCUCACACAGUACACCCAGCUUCACUUCUUUGAUCACCACCACUGAGAUCAUCUCACACAGUACUCCCAGCUACACUUCUUUGAUCACCACCACUGAGACACCCUCACACAGUACUCCCAGCUUCACUUCUUCAAUCACCACCACUGAGACCCUAUCACACAGUACUCCCAACUUGACUUCUGCGAUCACCACUACUGAGACCACGUCACACCGUAUUCCAGGCUUCACUUCUUCGAUCAUCACCACAGAGACCACCUCACACAGUUCUCCCAGCUUCACUUCUUCGAUCACCAACACGGAGACUACCUCACACAGUCCUCCAGGGUUCACUUCUUCAAUCCCCACCACUGAGCCCACCUCACACAGUCCUUCCGGCUUCACUUCAAUCAACACCACCGAGACCACCUCACACAGUACGUCCAGCUUGACUUCUUCAAUCACCACCACCAAGACACCCUCACACAUUACUUCCAGCUUCACUUCUUUAAUCACCACCACUGAGACCCUAUCACAUAGUACUCCCAGCUUGACUUCUGCGAUCACCACUACUGAGACCACGUCACACAGUAUUCCAGGCUUCACUUCUUUCAUCACCACCACAGAGACCACCUCACACAGUUCUCCCAGCUUCACUUCUUCGAUCACCAACACGAAGACUACCUCACACAGUCCUCCAGGGUUCACUUCUUCAAUCCCCACCACUGAGACCACCUCACACAGUCCUCCCAGCUUCACUUCUUCAAUCACUACCACCGAGACCACCUCACACAGUACGUCCAGCUUGACUUCUUCAAUCACCACCAACAAGACCAUCUCACACAGUCCUUCCAGAUUCACUUCUUCGAUCAUGACCACGGAAAGCCCCUCACACAGUACUCCCAGCUUAACUUCUUUGAUCACCACCACCAAGUCCACCUCACACAAUCCUCCGAGCUUCACAUCUGCGAUCACCACCACAGGGAACACCUCACACAGUACUCCCAUUUUCACUUCUUCAAUUGCCACCACCGAGAGCACCUCACACAGUACUCCCAGCUUCACUUCAUCGAUCAUCAGCACCGAGACCAUCUCACACAGUACUCCCAGCUUCAGUUCUUUGAUCACCACCACGGAGACAACCUCACAGAGUUCUUCCAGCUUAAGUUCUUUGAUCACCACCACAAAGUCCACCCCACACAAUCCUCCGAGCUUCACUUCUGUGAUCACCACCACAGGGAUCACCUCACCCAGUACUCCCAUUUUCCCUUCUUCGAUCACCACUACUGAGACCACAUCCCACAAUACUCCCAGCUUGACUUCUUCAAUCACCACCACGGAGACCGCAUCCCACAGCACUUCCAGCUUCACUUCUUCAAUCACCAGCAUCGAGACCACAUCCCACAGUACUCCCAGCUUGACUUCUUCAAUCACUGCAACCGGGACCACCUCACACAGUACUCCCAGCUUCACUUCUUUAAUCCCCAUCACUGAGUCCAUAUCCCAUAGUACUAGCAGUUUCACUUCUUCAAUCACCACCACUAAGACCACCUCACACAGUAUGCCCAGCUUCACUUCUUCGAUCGCCACCACAGAGAUCAUCUCACAUAGUACUCCCAGCUACACUUCUUCGAUUGCCACCACAGAGACACUCUCACACAGUACUCCCAGCUUCACUUCUUCGAUCACCACCAGCGAGACCACCUCACACCUUCCUCCCAGGUUCACUUCUUCGAUCACCAGCACCAAGACCACCUCACACAGUCCUCCCAGCUUCAAUUCCUCAAGCACCACCACUGAUGAGACCAUAUCACACAAUAGUACUGGCUUCACUUCUUUGAUCACUACCACCGAGACCACCUCACACAGUACUCCCAGCUUCACUUCUUCAAUCACCACCACUGAGACCACCUCACACAGUACUGCCAGCAUCACUUCUUCGAUCACCACCACUGAGAUCAUUUCACGCAGUACUCCCAGCUACACUUCUUCGAUUGCCACCACUGAGACACCCUCACACACUACUCCCAGCUUCACUUCUACCAUCACCACCACCGACAGCGCAUCACACAGUAAUCCCAGCUUGACUUUUGCCAUCACCACCACUGAGACCAGGUCACACAGUCCUCCUAUCUUCACUUCUUCGAUCACCACCACAGAGACCACCUCACACAGUCCUCCCAGCUUCACUUCUUCAAUCACUACCACCGAAACCCCCUCACACAGUAAUCCCAGCUUCACUUCUUUCAUCACCACCACCGAGACCACCUCACACAGUACUCCCAGCUUCACUUCUUCAAUCACCACCACUGAGAUCAUCUCACGUAGUACUCCCAGCUACACUUCUUCGAUUGCCACCACUGAGACACCAUCACACAGUACUCCCAGCUUCUCUUUUUCAAUCGCAACCACUGAGACCAUAUCACACAGGACUCCCAGGUUGACUUCUGUGAUCACUACCACUAAGAGCAUGUCACACAGUAUUCCAAGCUUCGCUUCUUUGAUCACCACCAGCGAGACUACCUCACACCUUCCUCCUAGGUUCACUUCUUUGAUCACCACCACUGAGACCACCUCACACAGUACUCCCAGCUUCACUGCUUCAAUCACCUGCACCGAGACCACCUCACACAGUACUCCCGGCUUCACUUCUUCGAUCACCAGCACUGAGACCACCUCACACAGUCCUCCCAGCUUCACUUCCUCAAGCACCACCACUGAGACCCCUUCACACAGUACCCCCGGCUUUAGUUCUUCGAUCGCCACCACUGAGACAACCUCACACAGUACUGCCGGCUUCACUUCUUCGAUCGCCACCAGCAAGACCAUGUCACACAAUACUCCUGGCUUUACUUCUUUGAUCGCCACCACCGAGACCACCUCACAUAGUACUCCCAGCUUCACUUCUUCAAUCACCACCACUGAGACCACCUCACACAGUACUGCCAGCAUCACUUCUUCGAUCACCACCACCGAGAUCAUUUCAUGCAGUACUACCAGCUACACUUCUUCAAUCGCCACCACUGGGACACCCUCACACACUACUCCCAGCUUCACUUCUACGAUCACCACCACCGAGAGCACAUCUCACAGUGAUCCCAGCUUGACUUCUGGCAUCACCACCACUGUGACCAGGUCAUACAGUCCUCCCAUCUUCACUUCUUCAAUCAGCACCACCGAGACCACCUCACACAGUCUUCCAGGCUUCACUUUUUCGAUCACCACCACCGAGACCACCUCACACAGUCCUCCCAGCUUCACUUCUUCAAUCACUACCACCGAAACCCCCUCACGCAGUAAUCCCAGCUUCACUUCUUUCAUCACCACCACAAAGUCCACCUCACACAGUCCUCCCAGCUUCACUUCUUUGAUCACUACCACUGAGACCGCCUCACACAGUAAUCCCAGCUUCACAUCUUUGAUCACCACCACCGAGUCCACCUCACACAGUCCUCUGGGCUUCACUUCUGCGAUCGCCACCACAGGGAUCACCUCACACAGUACUCCCAUUUUCACUUCUUCGAUCGCCACCACUGAGACCAUCUCACACAGUACUCCCAGCUUCACUUCUUCGAUCACCAGCACCGAGACCAUCUCACACAGUACUUCCAGCUUCAGUUCUUUGAUCACCACCAUGGAGAGAACCUCACAGAGUUCUUCCAGCUUAAGUUCUUUGAUCACCACCACAAAGGAUGACGUCACACAAUACUCCCAGGUUCACUUCUGCGAUUGCCAGCACCAAGACCACUUCACAGAGUACUCCCAGUUUGACUUCUCUCAUCGCCACCACUGGGACCAGCUCACCCAGUAG